Messenger RNA from Linum tenue, 3394 nucleotides. The record is from the annotation of a GenBank genome assembly. Lineage: Eukaryota; Viridiplantae; Streptophyta; Magnoliopsida; Malpighiales; Linaceae.
AGAAAAAGAGAGACGAAGACAGAGAGAGAGCUCUGUUCCGCCCUUUCUUCCAAAAUCCCACAAAAUUCUAGAGAGAGAAACGAGCCAAAACGCGUUCCAGGUUCAGCUCACCUCUCCGCUCCUCUCUCUACUCCUUCCAAUCGGCAAAAUGGCGGUGUUUAGGGUUUUGAGGCUGCUUUGAGUUGAAGGAAACUCCCAAAAGCAGGAUCUCCAUGGAAAUGCCCGGUCGAAGAUCCAACUACAGUCUCCUCAGUCAGUACCCGGACGACCAGCUAUCGGCGGGGACGCCGCCGCCGCCGUACUAUGACUCGUUCUCUAGCGACUCCAAGAGCGGCAGGAUUAAGUCGGAUAGAGAUAGAGGCUUCGAUUGGGAAGCCGGCGGCGGUGAUCACAGGCUGAAUCAGCCGGCCAAUAACAACAACAGCAACGGCAACAGUAAUCGGGGUAAUCUGAACUUGUAUUCGUCGAUCGGGCUGCAGCGGCAGUCCAGCGGGAGCAGCUUCGGGGAGAGCUCGCUGUCUGGAGAGUAUUAUGCGGCGCCGCUGUCGACGGGCGGCGGCAACGAGAUUGAGCCUUAUGGGUACGCGACAAGAGGGAUGGACGCCGCCGCGGGGAUGACGACGGGACCGGGUUCGUCGGGGAAGAGCUGGGCGCAGCAGACGGAGGAGAGCUACCAGCUCCAGCUGGCGUUGGCACUUAGGUUAUCAUCGGAGGCGACUUGUGCCGAUGACCCGAAUUUUUUGGAUCCAGUGCCGGAUGAAUCGGCUUCCCGGUCUUCCAGCUCCAACUCCGCGGAGACCUUGUCUCAUCGAUUUUGGGUAUUUACCAGUUUCUCUUAAUCUUUCUUUCGAGGAACUUCGUCUGGGUGUUAGGUCAUGAAAUUCAUUGAACGUUAGAGGUAAGAGAACUGUGCAUGCGCAUUUUCUAACCCUAGCAGUUAGUUGGUGUGUCAUGACUCAUGAGUGUUAUUUCAUAUGCGUAUUUCAGCAGCUGAGUGGGUAGCAACAUAUUGGAUUGUAAAUGGUUGCUUAUCAUACUUUGAUAAGAUCCCAGAUGGAUUUUACCUCAUUUCUGGGAUGGAUCCAUAUGUAUGGUCUAUGUGUACUGAUUUUCAAGAGAAUGGUCGUAUUCCAUCCUUUGAAACACUAAAGUUGGCUGAUCCUACCGCCGACACUUCAUUGGAAGUGGCGUUGAUUGAUCGGCGUAGUGAUCCGACCUUGAAAGAGCUUCAAACCAGGGUCCACAAUAUAUCUUGCAACUCUAUAACAACAAAAGAGGUUGUUAAUCAACUGGCCAAUCUUGUGUGCAAUCGCAUGGGGGGUUCAGCCACUACUGGUGAAGAUGAAUUCUUUUCUACAUGGAUGGAGUGCAAUGAUGAUCUAAAAGAUCGUUUGGGAUCAAUUGUUGUCCCAAUAGGCAGCUUGUCUAUUGGCCUCUGCAGACACCGGACAUUACUAUUCAAAGUUCUUGCUGAUGCAAUAGAUUUACCAUGUCGAAUUGCGAAAGGCUGCAAAUAUUGUAAAAGAGAUGAUGCUUCUUCCUGUCUUGUUCGAUUUGGCCCUGACAGGGAGUAUCUAGUUGACUUGGUAGGAAAGCCAGGUCUUUUAUUUGAGCCCGAUUCAUUGAUCAAUGGUCCUUCUUCCAUCUCAAUAUCUUCACCAUUGCGCUUCCCCCGGACCAAAUCAGCUGAACAUGCCAUUGAUUUUAGGUCACUGGCCAAACAGUACUUCGCAGACUGUCAGUCACUGAAUAUUGUGUUUGAUGAUACUUCAGCAGGAAUUACUACCAGUGCUGAAGAAGACCAUAAGUUCCCUAACAACAAUGAAGCUUCUCAACCCCUUCUGCCCCCUCGAGCUACCCGGACUGGUGGCCAGGAUAGGAGUCUGCAACCACCAAAAGUCUAUAACCCAGCCCAAAGCAAACAACCGUCAAACAUGCUCAAAGAUCAUACCCCAAUUAAGCAUGUACCUCCCACUGUGCAACAUCUUCUGUCUGUAUCGAGUUCCGAUGCAAGGUUUUCUGAAGGUAGUCAAUUAAUUUCUGGUAGACCAAGUAAAGAUCUAUCCCUUGAGGCGGAGGAAUUCGACAUCCCAUGGACUGAUCUUGUUUUGAAAGAGAGAAUUGGAGCAGGUUCUUUUGGAACUGUCCAUCGUGCUGACUGGCAUGGCUCAGAUGUUGCUGUGAAAAUUCUCAUGGAACAAGAAUUUCAUGCGGAACGCUUCAAAGAAUUCUUGCGAGAGGUUGCAAUAAUGAAGCGCCUAAGACAUCCAAAUAUAGUUCUAUUCAUGGGUGCUGUUACUAAGCCACCAAACCUGUCCAUUGUGACAGAAUACUUAUCAAGAGGUAGCCUGUACAGGUUGCUGCACAAGUCUGGUGCAAGGGAGGCCUUGGAUGAAAGGCGUCGGUGGAAUAUGGCAUAUGAUGUGGCAAAGGGAAUGAAUUACCUUCACAAGCGCAAUCCUCCUAUUGUUCACCGAGAUUUGAAAUCUCCAAAUUUAUUGGUCGAUAAGAAGUAUACUGUGAAGGUUUGCGAUUUUGGCCUCUCUCGCUUGAAAGCAAAUACAUUUCUUUCAUCAAAGUCGGCUGCAGGGACGCCUGAGUGGAUGGCCCCUGAAGUCCUGCGUGACGAACCGUCAAACGAGAAGUCCGACGUGUACAGCUUUGGCGUAAUUUUAUGGGAGCUGGCAACAAUGCAACAACCCUGGGGCAAUUUAAAUCCCGCACAGGUUGUGGCAGCAGUUGGUUUCAAAUGCAAAAGGCUUGAGAUCCCCCGCGAUGUAAAUCCUCAAGUAGCAAACCUCAUUGAGGCUUGCUGGGCCAAUGAGCCAUGGAAACGUCCUUCCUUCGCCAACAUCAUGGAAUCGUUAAGGCCAUUGAUCAAACCUCCGACGACUCCUCAAGCUGGUCGUCCAGACAUGGCCUUACUUCCCUGAGGCGGCAGCAGCAGUCAGAUAUUUAUGCACAUAAUACAGAGCAUUCUUUUCCCGAAAUUUUGAUAACCGCACAGAGGCAAGCACCUGGUAGAUAGUGCUUUCUCAGGGACUAUUGUUGUAUAUGUCUUGUGUCGUCCAGAGUUCCCAGUUUCAACUGAUUGCGCUGCUUUGCUUUCGCCCCAUGCUUCUGCGACGGAGAUUUUGCUCGAAAGAAAUGUGUCCUUUCCAAUCGAUGAUGUUGGUAAAAAAAGGUCGUCGUGUAAAGUCGUCCACCUCUCAUAAUUUUGUACCUAGAACGAUGAAAAUGGGAACCCAAACCAUAACACUUCAAAAUGUUAGUCUUAAUGAGAAGCAGCUUCUUCGGUUCGUAGUAGUUUAUCGUUCUUGUGAUCUUAUCCGACCCGGAAUAUAAGAACAGAGAAACUCAGAAUCGACGUUUAUGUCAAUCUUGUUUACUGAGG